UGUUUCUAUUGGUCGCGCUUUGUCCCGCCUCUCUGGUCGGGUUUGGUUUCUUCCCGAACACCUCUUCUUUCUCUCCGUGAUUGGCCAAUGGACAGUUCCCAUGGUAACUGACCCCGCACUUCCCAGCCCUAAUAACAUUGCUGGCCCCUGGUUAGCAAUUUUGAAGAGGGCUCAGUAGCCGGGGCUUGCAAUUUGUUACGCAUGCGCAUUCUCUCCGCACUGAUUGGCGCGCACCCACACUUCGGCCCUUCCUCCGUGAGCCCCUUAGCAACGGCGGCUGCACCGCUGAGGCGGUCCCAGAACGGAGACGGGACAGAGCCUGUGUCGACCCUCGGCACGGAGGAGCGACGCCAGGAGCACCACCGAUUCCUGGGACCGAGGAUGCAGCCGGAGUGUGAACAGACCUCCGAACUGCAGCGGGAGCCCGAGAGGGAACUCGGCCCGGUGGACGAAUCGGCCUCGCGGAUGCGAACGGUCCUGCGGCAAGAGCCGGAGGCCGUGGCCUCGGUGGAAGCGGACGAAGAUCCUGCCGCCAAUUUGUUCCCGCCCCCGCUGCCCCAGCCCAGGAUCUGCAUGUGGAAGUAUCUGGACAUCCAUUCCAUGCACAGGCUGGAAAAGACAGCCAACGUUGAGGAGAUGAGGGAGGUGUUGGCGGAACUGCUGGGGCUAAGCUAUCCUGAGAAGAGCCCACAGGAAGCCAUCACCCUGGACCUUUUCUCCCACGCACUCAUCUUCUGCCGCCAGCAGCACUUCUCACCAGAGCAGACAUCAACAGCUUGUGCCCUGCUCCAGGAUCUUCACAAGGCCUGUAUUGCAACCCCCUUGGGCAACGUGGAGGAAUGUUACCGCUACUUCACCAGUGUGCUUUUUUGCCACGGAGUCAGGCGGCCCCCCUUCAGUAUCAACCUCUUUACGGAGGAACAGCUGCUGGCGCUGGCAGAUUAUGUGGUCAACACCUACUUCCGCCACUUCAAGCUCUACAAAUAUGUUUUUACACCCCAGGUGCGGCUGGAUCUCUCUUUGUCAUAUAUGGGGCUACAGCCACCCAAGCUCUGUCCAGAGGGUGAGACAGAGAAAGAAGUUGAGGAGGUGGAGGAGCAGGUAGUCACCCUAAAGGAGGAGGAACUGGAAACAGCGGCCGAGCCACAAGAGCCAAGCCAAGUCUCCUUCCUCCGGGCCUACAUCAGGACCCAGCUGAACAAGGAAGUGGAGCAGCUGCAACAGUUGGUGGAGGAACGGCUCAAGGCCAGUGAGGAAAGGCUCAACAGCAAACUGACCACACUAGAGAGGCCCUUCCAGUUACCUCCCAGCAAAGGCAAAAAUAAGACCAAGUGACCCCCAGCAUUUGCCCCAAUAAAGGCCUGGGCUAGAGUGGCCCCAUCCCCGCCCCCCUCCUGAGCACCUUCUGGGCUUCUCUGCUGAAGCCAGACACCAUAUAGAGGGCAUUAGCUUUCCUAUCAUGUAGCAGGUUUUAUUGCAUAGCAGCACUGACAAGGCCAGGCAUGGCAUUCUGAGUGGCUUCCUUCUACCUCACCUCUGAUCUCAAAGCCUUGGCCAGUGGUAAUGGGUGUAGAGAGCUGAUCUUUAUGAUUAUAGGUGCACCUAGCCAGGCAGGGUGGCCUGAGGCCAGAGCCCAGAAGGGCUGGAAUGAAAAAAUCCUCCUCCUGGAGAGUCUUUUUCUGGGAUUCCCCAAGGCUGAGGGGUUAACCCAGUGGCAGCAGGGCCUCAUCUUCGGUGAUGGGAGCUGAGUCCCCCUCCUCUUCAGGGCCCAUGGUGGGAAAAGGUCUAGGGGGCCGGUGUUGGAAGAGGGCCGCCCGGUUCUGCUGCUCACCCUUCUUCACCCAGUGCCCAUAGAGCCGGAAGGCACAGCUGUCGAUGAGGCGCCGCACUGGCCGCAGCGUAUAAGGGUCUCUCAACAGUGCGCUUUUGGUCAGUGGACGCACACGGUGGGUGCUUAAGGCAACUCGUCCUGCAGCAAGCACUGUCCACACUGCCACCUGGAAGGAGGCCAGUGUGAGCUCUAGGGGAGCAUCCACCACAGGAGAAAAAGAUCACGGGAUAGAGGAGCAGGCCCAGGCCCUGAUACUGAGGCUUACCCGGAACCGCUGGCGGGGGGUGAGGUUCCAAGGUUGGCUGCCUUCACAACGCUCAAAGAAGGGGUGUUGUAAGGCUUGCUCAGCUGUCAGGCGCUCCUCAGGAUUCACCUGCAGCAGCCGUGAGAUCUAGGGGAAACCCCAGAGCAUAAGGGGCAGCUCUUGUGUCUCCCUUCUCACCCUCUCAUGGCCCCAGCUCACCAGGUCUUUGACGGUGUUUGAGCGGUCAUCCCACUCGGGCGAGCUAAACUGGUACUGGCCCUCCAUGAUCAUGCGCAACAUCAGGAUCUGGCGCCGGUGCCAGAAUGGUGGUGAGCCAGCCAGGAGUGUGAACAAGAUCACCCCACAGGCCCAGCUAGGAAAGAGACCAGAGUCAGGCAGGACUCGGAGACAGGCAAUGUGCUGAAGCACUCAAGGGAGGAGGAGAGGGGGCCAGAGACUCACAGGUCGACCUCCUUGCCGUAACCGGGGUGGGUUUCAUCCAUGGAGCAUUUAAGGAUCUCUGGCGCUAGAUACCCUGGGGUCCCACACAAUUCUGGGAAGAAAGGGGUGAGAUUGACAGGAUGCCACCAAUGCCCUACAACCAGAGGCACCAGAGCUCUUAACUCUAGACCUCUGCUGGGGCCUCACAUGUCAACUCGAAUACCCACUAAAGACUCCUGGUGAAAACCUGAUACUUUGACGGACUUCAAGGUCCUGCCCACCUGAAUCACUUCCCUACUCCAACUCUCCAGCUUAGCUAACCUCCCUACUUCUCACACAACUUGUUACCAUAUUUUUACAUACCCAAUGCACAGGCAAAACAAAAUUUAAAUCUUUUCUGCAUUCCAGUCUGCCCAAAUCUCUUCUUCUUCCUACAAUCUCUAGUUCAUGGACCCACCACUCAAACGAAAGAAAAUGAGUGGGAAUGUGGAGUUUCUUAACGCAUAUAUUGGGUAAGGCCCUCGCUAAAGCAUUUUCCUGCCUCCCCCUUAUGACCUCGUGAUCAAGUCUGGAUUCCUAAAGCACAGGACCCUCUAUGACUUAACUCAAUGCUGUAUUUUUAGUUUCUUCCACCACUUCAGGCACCAAUUCUUUCAUCCCAGCAAUUUCCAAACUGUAAACCAUGGCAAACUUCUAGGAAAUAUUAAUAGGCCUAACCAGAAAAUGACUCUUGGGAAAUUCAUUCUUACACCGAGUGUUUAUUAAACAUGCACCUUGUACCAAGCACAUACUAGACACAGCAGUGAAUGAGAUACACCCUGACCAAGCUGUUCACCAGAAAGCAAACAAAUUAUAGACUAAGUUGUGUGUCCCAAGAAUAGAAAACAGGUUAUUUAAUGUGGCCUGGUGCUUUAAAGUGAAACUUGAAUUACCCAAGUCAAGUGAGAGGGUACAGUGAGCAGGGGUGAAGAUGCUUCCAGAAUGGGGAAAAGUAUAGAUGGAAGCCCAAAGGGAAACAAAGCUCUUCAGGAAGUGGAGGUCCACAAGUGAGAAGCCGGGACCAACUCUCAGCCACAUGACCUUGCACAAAUCACUUCACCUCUCUCUAAGCCCUUCUAUAAAAUGGAGAGACAACCUAUCUCAGAUUUGUUGAGAGGCAAGCCAGGUAAAGACUACUGGUUCCUAGUGGUAGAAUGCUCAGUAAAUGUUGCUAACGCAAAGUCACAGAGAGAAAGUAGCAUAUAAAUGCUCUGAGGAAUCCCGCAGUUCAACCACCUUUGGUUUUCCAUUUGUACUGGAAAUACUUCAGUUGUGACAAAGCUACUGACAUUGGUGAACCUGAGUCACCAGGUGAGAAGUGCUGUCUGGCCACAUCAGAGCCCUCAUGGCACCCAAGCACCUCACUGUGUCCCACCUCUUCCAGACCCCAAAUGGCUACUGAGCCCUGCUAUUCCACACUCCCUUUCUUUAUUCCUGGGACAAGUCCACUCUAAGUUACUUUGCACCCAGAAGGUACUCAUCAAGUACCAACUUCUCCCAGCUAACCAGCCUCAGGUUUGGGCUUUCUUCCCUCCCAAGCCUACUAGGGCACCAGAUCCCCUCACCUCGAAGCUUCUCUCCAGGUUCCAAGUGGCAGGAGAACCCAAAAUCUGAAAGUCGUAUCUGCAUGUGGUCAUCUAGGAGAAUAUUCUCAGGCUUCAGAUCUCGGUGCACAAUAUUGUUGGCAUGGAGAAAGCUCACUGCUUCCAGCAGAGACCUCAUGAUGGACCUAGGGGAGGUGCAAUCUCCUCUGCUUCUUCCUGCCCUGCCCCACUCCCUCCUCACCUCAGGGGCUACAGGCUCCGUCAUUACCUGGUUUCCUUUUCUGAGAGGGCCACCUUCUCUGUGAGAUAGUCAAACAGCUCUCCCUUCCGCAUCCUAAAGAAUAGGAGAUCUUGGGAGGUAGGUACACCCCGUAGUGGGGGCUGAAAAAGUAAACCUGUGCUCAGAAUACCAUGGAAGAAGUCAACAGAGAUCCUCUGUAGACAAACUACAGGGUCUCCAAGCACUCCAAGAGUAAACUGCAUGUCAGGGUCAGUCUGGCCCAGUGGGCUGGCGAUUGAAAUAUCUGCAUUGUGCCACCAUGGACUAUUUUAGCAAGAAGUGUGUUCUUGUGACAGUUAUUGUACAGGAAGUCCUUGUUAUCUGUAAAUAUAUUUUUAAAAGGCCUUUGAAGCGUAUCUAUUUAGACCACAGACCAAAAUUUCAGUAAUAGUGGCAAAAAUACAGAACAGAACUUUAUUUUGAAUUGCUCAUUUUAUCUUGUCUUUAUAAACAUAAUUCCAACACUUGAAAUAAAAACACAUGAGGUGUCUGGGGAAUAAUGUUCUGCAAAGCUGUAUGAUGGUGUAAUGGACAGAUACUUCCUACCAUCUCUGACUUACAUCAUAUCUACAAUGAAGACUUCCAAGAGCUUCUUAAAUAUUUGGUAUUCAAAUUAUUCUCUUCUGAAGUCUGCAACAGGCUUGUAUUACAUUGUGUAACCUCUGACAGAUUCACACUGACCAGAAAAAGAACUGAUGACGGAAACACCAGUGUAGGGCACUCAACAGUGAGAUUGGUGAGAAUCAAGUCAUCAGUUCAUGGAUGAACACUCCCCUUUUAAAACAGCCUUUUCUUCUCUGCUAACCUUACAACCAUGAAAGACUGGGAUAGUGAACCCCUUGGGUCAUGAAAACCCUUUGGAUUUGACUGGUCACUACUCUCUUGAAGAGUUUGCCAUAAUCUAGGAAGCUAGGGAGAGGGGCCAGAGCCAGAGGCUGGCAGGCCAGGUCCCAGCUAGAGGAGAGGAAGGUGUGAGCAGGGUGGUCUUUAGCCCACUGCCUUAAGUCUGAGGCCAUGCAUGAAAGUGAGGUGGAGGAGGCUUCUUGAAUUGGGGCAGGGAGAUACUCACAGGUCAAACACCAGGAACAUGAAGCUAGAAGACUCGUAGGAAUCGAUGAGAGUGACUGGGGAAAGAAGCAGAAAGGCAG
Molecule: messenger RNA, 5527 nt
Organism: Talpa occidentalis (Iberian mole)
Lineage: Eukaryota; Metazoa; Chordata; Mammalia; Eulipotyphla; Talpidae
Gene: CFAP119
Product: cilia and flagella associated protein 119
Exons: 9
Coding region: 202-1335 (377 amino acids)
Source: RefSeq, a predicted model, not a curated record